This is a messenger RNA of Aspergillus wentii DTO 134E9, 1149 nucleotides long. RefSeq lists its product as uncharacterized. NCBI's taxonomy places the organism in Eukaryota, Fungi, Ascomycota, Eurotiomycetes, Eurotiales, Aspergillaceae. The transcript has 5 exons. Bases 1 to 1149 code for a protein of 382 amino acids. The record is from RefSeq and is a predicted model, not a curated record.
AUGGCGGGUAACGCCGAGGCAUGGACGUUGUUGUCCCUGGCUCUGGCCACAAUCUUCGUGCGUAUCUUUGUAAGAUGGAAGCUCGUUGGGCCGGCCAAAUUCCAACUCGAUGAUUAUCUCAUGCCAUUGGCGGGGAUCUUCUUCACCCUUGAGACGGUAGCGGCUUACCUCGUCAGUGCCAAAUUCGAAGGCCUAAACAACAGUUACAUGACACCUGAGCAGCGAGCAACGCUUUCGCCGACCUCGACUGAGUGGUCUCACCGUGUUGACGGCUCUAAGGUCCUAGUAAUUGGAUGGUCGUUAUAUGUUGCUAUUCUCUGGCUGGUCAAGUUUGCUCUGACAGUCUUCUAUUCUCGAUUGACGACUGGCCUCCAAAACCUCCCAGCCCGGGUUAGAUUGGCAUAUAUCAUCCUAGCUGUGACAUACCUGGCAACAGAGUUGUCCAUCCUACUAUCAUGCCGGCCCUUCCAUGCGUUCUGGCAAAUUUACCCCGACCCCGGCAAUGUCUGCCAUCCAGCCAACUCCCGGAUAUAUGUUCUCGUCGUCGUGACCCUUAACGUUGUCACAGAUAUUUACCUCCUCUCAAUACCGCUUCCCCUCCUCUGGGCGGUCAAGAUCGGCCUGAAACGAAAGCUCCCACUCAUGGCCCUAUUUUCUGGCGCUGCAUUUGUCAUUACCGCCGCGAUUAUUCGAGCCGUGAUGAUUCUCAGUUCCGGCGCCGAAGGGGCCCUGGCCGGCUCUAAAUGGGCUUGUCGCGAAACCUUUGUCUCAGUCGUCGUGUCCAACCUGCCCAUCAUCCAACCUCUGAUCCGCAAGGGCUUCAAGAAGAUCGGCCUUUCCCAACCCUUCGGUUCCUCGGGCAAACAUUCACAGUCGUACUCGCUCUCCAGCCGGGUUCGACAGACCCUGACAAACCGUGGUGAGCACAGCACCAAGAAGAGUAAGAUAGACGCUGCGGGGCCGUCGCAUACGCAAGUUUCCGCAUGGGGCAGUAACGAACAUAUACUCCCUGGGCCUAGCCCUUCUUCUAAUGAUAUUACGGUUGUCUCAGAGACUGUCGUGCAGAGUGAGCCGUGGUUCGGAGAGGAUGGGCAUGGUGCGUCGACGACGCCGCCGAAGGAGUGGGAAAGUCCGUUGCCGCAUCGAUGA